Messenger RNA from Olea europaea var. sylvestris, 2022 nucleotides. RefSeq lists its product as uncharacterized. The transcript is spliced from 3 exons. NCBI's taxonomy places the organism in Eukaryota, Viridiplantae, Streptophyta, Magnoliopsida, Lamiales, Oleaceae. Bases 1 to 2022 code for a protein of 673 amino acids. The record is from RefSeq and is a predicted model, not a curated record.
AUGGAUCUUUUGAGGAUGUCUGUUGAUGGAGAAUCUACCAUUAAUAAUGAAAUUAUUCCCCAAAUCACAAAGGAGGCAUGCAGCCUUUUUGUUCAUCGACAACGAAAUAAAAGACAGAGGGAUUGGAGAAAUAGAGUUAAAGAUAGACAGAUUGACCAUGGUAAGAGGAUAAAUGAUGCUAUAUUAUUUAAGAAUACUAGUUCGGAUUCUACCAUUGUGCAUGACUCUAUAAUACACCCCGAAUUUGAAGCUUCUACUUCAAAUGAAGAGACGACAAAUAUUUCUAAUUGUGUGCCAGUGUUCAGCAUACCAGUUACUUCAUAUGUAUUACCAAAAUGUAACUAUUGUGGUGCGCAAAAAUUCCAUACAGAAAGUAAAGGAUUUUGUUGUUCAUAUGGAAAAAUUAAGCUCUGUAUACCUGAUUCACCAUUUGAAAUAUAUAACCUAUUUACUUUUAAAGAACCUAUGGAGUUCAAAAAGAUUGCAAGGGGGUAUAAUAACCAUUUUGUAUUUACUUCAUUUGGUGUAAAGUAUGACAAAGAAUUCUUUAAAGCAUAUAGAGGUAUUUACACAUUUAGAGUUCAAGGGCAAGUAUAUCACUAUGUAAAUCGCCUUAUGCCAGAGAAAAAAAUGUCUUUUUAUAUGCAAUUAUAUUUUUAUGAUACGGAAAAUGAACUUCAAAAUCGUAUGAAAAGUUCAGAAAAUUUUGUAGAAUGUGCAUUCCUUGUUCUAAUUGAAAUCCUUAAAAUAAAUCCGUAUAGUCAUUUCUUUAGAUCUUUAAGUGAUAUGAACAAUUUGCACAAUCAUCGUUUACACAUAAGAUGUCAACCAGAGCUUGAUCAAAGAGUAUUCAAUACCCCUACAACGUCUCAAGUUGCUACUGUAUGGGCCGACGAUGAUCAAAACACAAAUGUCCGUGUUCAUGACAUUACGAUAUAUGACCAUUCUAGUGAUUCUCAUAGAGUUCAUUAUAAUUAUGAUUGUUAUGAUCCUUUGCAAUACCCAUUGCUCUUCCCAUUUGGAGAAUCUGGUUGGCAUGAAGGCAUAAAAAGAAUUAAAAACAUAGAGAGCCGAAAUCGCUAUUUACCUGAGUCUACUGGUUUGCCUAACACAAUUAUUUCUGCAACUGAAAUAAUUGAAAAUGAGGAUAAAGUUUUGGAAGUAUUAGUUUUAGGUGCUUCUAAAAUCUUUUGUAUACUCAAUGGAAUGAAGAAACGAUCUCAGGUCUCUUGCCGAGAAUAUUAUUCAAACAAGCUACAAAUUCGGCCUACAAAUAUGUACGUUAAAAUUGAAACUACUAAAUUAGACUAUUUUCAUAAUAAUCAAAAACAAAUUCGUUCUGAAAUCUAUCAAGAUAUUAUAGAUAGUGUUAAAAAUUGGGAGACAAGGGGAUACAAAAUUGGUAAAAAAUUUGUAUUGCCACAGAGUUUUACAUAUGGUCCUAGAGAUAUGCUAAGAAGAUAUGUGGAUGGAAUGACUAUUGUACAACGUUAUGGAAAACCAUAUAUAUUUCUAACUAUAACAUUUAAUUCAAAUUGGUCAGAGAUUAAGGAAAAACUAAAACACAAUGAUGAAGUUCAAUAUCGCCCAAAUUUAAUUGCACGUGUAUUCAAAGCAAAAUUAGAAGAGUUAAAAAAGGAUUUAUACAAGGAAAACAUCAUAGGUCCUGUAAUUGCUCACAUAUACGUGAUUAAAUUUCAAAAAAUAGGGUUCCCUCAUACGCAUCUAUUGUUAAUUUUUAACUCUGGCCACAAAAUCUCCUGUGCUACAGAUCUUGAUAGGGUAGUUUCUUGUGAAAUUCCCGAUAAAAACAAAUAUCCACAUCUUUAUUUUGUUAUUAUGAAACAUAAUAUGCAUGGUCAUUGUGAAAGUCUUAAUCCAAAGAAUGUAUGUAUGGAGGUAAAUAGUAGUUGUAAGAAUAAGCACCCUCGAGCUUAUUGCAACAGUACUAUAUUUGGUGACAGUUCAUAUCCAUUAUAUAGGCGAUGUGAUAGCGGUAUUUACGUUAAAGUUAGAGGAUAA